AUGAAACCAGGUCAGCAAAGAGAUAGUAGUGAUCUGUGGAAGCAAAUUGUACAAUUUGGAAUGCAGGAUCGCAAAAUUCGUCAAAUUCUGCCAUUUCAAAGCCAACGUAAUACUGGAAUAAGCUGUUGCAGUUGUCAGCAAGGAUCAACUGGUCCCUCAGGAACAUCUGGAAAACCUGGAUCAGAUGGUAAUGCGAGUUUUUGUGCUUUGCAAAUUGGUAAAGAUGGCUUUCCAGGCAAAUCAGGACGGGAUGGGCGUCCAGGUCAAUACAUCGAACCUGAUCAAUCAAUUGAAAAGUAUUGCCAAAAGUGUGCAUCAGCUGCUCAAGGACUACCUGGUCCUCCGGGCCCGAAAGGACUAAGAGGAGCUCCAGGACAGCCAGGAGCUCCCGGCAUUGAUGGAAAACCUGGACCUCGUGGAGCGCCAGGUCCAACUGGGAUUCGAGGACCUCCUGGAGAAAUAGGAAAAAAAGGUCCCGCAGGUGACCUUGGUAAAAUACUGAAUGGAGCACCACCAGGACCUCGCGGACCACCAGGAUUGCCUGGACCACGAGGACUCCCGGGAUCACGUGGGCGCGAUGGUAAAUCUGGUUUAUCAGGUGAAAAAGGAGUUAGAGGUGAACAGGGUGAACGAGGAUCCGAUGGAAAUGUUGGUGCCCCUGGCCCGGCAGGAGUAGUAGGAAUACCAGGAUUAAGCGGUACAUGCAGUCACUGUGAACCAAUUUUACAUGAAGCUUCAUUUGAAAGUUCUGAAAAUAAAGCGAAUAUUCAAGCACAACGUUUUUAUUCAAACGAACCCGAAAAUGAUAAUGAAGCGACAUUAAGUGGAUAUAUUUUCGACUCAAUUUUGGAUGUUGGUAGACGAUUCGAAGAAGAAAUGAGAGAUCCAUAUCCAUAUGAAACACCAAGAAUCGAGCGUUCUCGUACCUUUGGUUCACGAGCAAGCACAUAA
Molecule: messenger RNA, 951 nt
Organism: Dracunculus medinensis (Guinea worm)
Lineage: Eukaryota; Metazoa; Nematoda; Chromadorea; Rhabditida; Dracunculidae
Source: the annotation of a GenBank genome assembly